Mycosarcoma maydis (corn smut) is the source of this 2229-nucleotide messenger RNA. RefSeq lists its product as uncharacterized. Gene Ontology annotation, biological process: chromatin remodeling; regulation of DNA-templated transcription. The transcript has a single exon. The record is from RefSeq and is a predicted model, not a curated record. The coding region runs from base 1 to 2229 and encodes 742 amino acids. NCBI's taxonomy places the organism in Eukaryota, Fungi, Basidiomycota, Ustilaginomycetes, Ustilaginales. Gene Ontology annotation, cellular component: nucleus; chromatin.
AUGUCUGAUGCCCAUCUUUUCACCGCACCCGUCAACGGCCACAGCCUUGCAACAUCUCUUCCUGCCGCUCAGGCUGCUCCGAAUGUCGAGGCGAAUCACCAUGUCGCCACAUCUCCGCUCAAGCCCGAGUCGAAUGAUGCGCCCCUAGUGCCUCCCACCGCUGAACCCAUCUCGAAUGUCGGCGUCCAGCCGGACGCCCUUGUAUCCCAAGCACAGGCACAAUCUCAACACGCUGCCACCUCGUCGCAUUCACUUUCGCAGCGUACCGAGCCAGCCGCCGUCGAUUCCAAACCCUAUGACGGCCCCAUGGAAAUUUCCGCUGCUCAACUCAAGUUUGCGCAGAGCACGCUCAAGUCGCUCAAGACCCGACGUGAAGCCAUCGCCUUCCUUGCCCCUGUCGAUCCUGUCGCGCUUGGCAUCCCCCAGUACCCGCAGAUCAUCACCAAGCCCAUGGACUUUGGAACCAUCGACAUCAAGCUGGCGCUCACAGCACUUGUUCUCAAGCCCAACUCCAAGCCAGGAGACAAGGCCAAAUCAGCUCCUCAAUGGGGUCUCGAUCCUGCAAAAGACGUCUAUCGCCGCAUGCAUGACUUUGAGGCAGAUGUUCGCCAGGUUUUCUUCAACUGUGCUACCUUCAACGGACCGGAUAGCCCUUACACUCACAAUGCGCGCGUUCUCGAAGCAGCGUUCGACAAGUACAUGAAGGAUGUUCCUGCAGUCACAUCUCCCUCGGCUCAGGCAUCUGAUAUUGCCGCUGUACGCGCGCGUCGUCCUUCCAACCCCGUGCCCACCAUCCGACGUUCGUCCUCAGACGUGGGCGGCCGACCAAAGAGGGAGAUUCACCCUCCUCCUCCCAAGGACCUCCCAUGGGCCAACGAGCCUCAGAGCGCCUCUUCCUCCGAGAUCCGCAAGGCCGCAAGGCGCAAGGCAGCCAAGAAGGCCGGUGGGCUCUCGGCACGCGAACAAGCGCAUUACGCAAAAGUGGCUCAGGAUGAACUGCGUUUCUGCACCAGAGUCAUUGAUGAUUUGCUCAAACCCACCUUUUCCAACGUUGCUUGGGUGUUUUACGAUCAGCCCACUAUGGACUUUGACUGGGCACCCGCAUACUUCCAGAUGAUAAAGAAGCCAAUCGCUUUGCGCGACGUCCAGAAAAACAUUCGGUCGGGCGAGUACGCCGAUGCUCAGGAGUUUGACACCGACAUGCAGCUGCUCUUCCAGAACUGCUUCACCUUCAACCCGCCAGGCUCAGAUGUGUACACGAUGGGCGAGCAGCUCAAGUCGGUCUAUGAGGACAAGAUGUCGCGCAAGCCUGCGCCGGCACCCUUGCCAGAUUAUGAGGAGAGCGACGUGGAUGAGGACGACGAUGCCGAGGACGAAGAGGAUGACGUGGAUCCCGCAUUGCAGGCGGCGCUACAGGAGCAGAUCGCGCAGCUCUCGGCAACUCUGGCUAUGCUCGAGGGCGCCAAGAACCAGAACGCAGGGUUAAUUGCCAACACCAAGACCAUGCUGGCAUCGUUGCAGGAGAGCUACGCCAGCUCGGGAGGCUCGAAGAAGAGCAAGAACAAGGCGGCCGGCACCAAGAGGAAGGCAUCCGAAAGCAGUGGAGCGUCCAAGAAAAAGAGCAAGGCCAAGUCGACGGGGAGCCCUUCGGCGGCAGCUGCCGAGUAUGUUCCGGCCAAAAAGGCGAAGCCGGCGGCUGCCAAGAAAAAGCCCACGCCUAGCAGCAAGAAGGCCAACACGAGCCGCCGGGAUGGCAACAGCGACGAAGACAUCCGCACAGUGACGUACGAGCAGAAGGAGGAGCUGGCGGCCAAGAUCACGGAGCUGUCGGAAGAGCGUCUGGACGGUGCGAUCCGGAUCAUCAACGAAGACAAGCCAGCCAACCAGAAUGAUGAAGAGGAGAUUGAGCUCGACAUUGACGAGCUGUCGGCGAAGACUCUGUACAAGCUGUACAAGUACGUGGUGCGCCCCAAAAAGCCGGCGCCGGUGGCCAACAAGAAUUCCAAGUCGGCACCGCUGGACGGGCGAAAGCGUGGCACAGGAGGUAUCAAAAAGAAGAAUCUGGACGAAGGCGAGGAGGCCGAGAGGAUCGCACGGCUUCAGCAGCAGCUGGAGCAGUUUGGCAAUCCGGAUGCGGUUGGCUCGGGAGGAGCUGCGGGAGGACACGACGAUCUGGUGCACUCGGAGAGCUCAUCCGACGAGAGUGGCUCGGACUCGGACUCGGAUUGA